Rhinocladiella mackenziei CBS 650.93 is the source of this 1671-nucleotide messenger RNA. RefSeq lists its product as uncharacterized. The record is from RefSeq and is a predicted model, not a curated record. The coding region runs from base 1 to 1671 and encodes 556 amino acids. Lineage: Eukaryota; Fungi; Ascomycota; Eurotiomycetes; Chaetothyriales; Herpotrichiellaceae. The transcript has a single exon.
AUGAGCCUCUUCCAUCGCCAUGAAAGCCGCAAGACGUUUUCGGACGUCGACCCUCACCAAUGGGAACUACCAUCACACUUCCCAGGCAGGAGAUUUCCAAUAUCCUCAAAACAUCCAAAGACAGAGAUUCCUGAGCCAUCUAUCUUCCGCGACGCAAUCGUCCCUUCUCUGGGAAAUACAAAUCAAGUCCCAAUUCAAUACCCCACCCCAGGCCACAUUACGGUGCAUCUUUGCCUACUCGAAUGCUUUCUGAAGUUGAAGGAGAGCGUGAUUACUUCUGACCAACUGGAAAUACUCGAUCUGCCAAGUUAUUCGGGCCCGUCGGAGACAGGCGACUCUAGGAAUACUCCAGUAAGCCCAGAGAAAUCACAGCGAUGGGCAACCAUUGUCCGCCUAGCAGUGGCCCGCUUUCAGAUUUGGUUUGAGAAAAUCGAGUCUAUCCUCAGGCACGCGGCCGCAUAUCACCGAUAUGGUUCUAACAGCGAUGCUAGCCACGCAGCAAUUACCGCUGACUAUCUGCCACCGCUGGAUGUGCUGUUGGUCUGGUACGCCUACAUGCAACACCCAGCUGCUUAUCGGGUAGACAACUUGGCGCACAGUUCACCGAAACUGCUCGAGAUUCCCAUGCCAUGGGAAGCAAUCUUGGCCGUCAUCGACACGAAGUCAUUGACAUAUACUCUCCCUGUAGCGGCAGAGCGAUUGUUUACCACGACUACCACUCAGUCGGCCGAUAUACUUGCUUAUCUGACCAAUCCACCGCCUUAUAGCGAAUUAGAUCCGAAUCAAGCCUUUUCGAUCGAUCUAGCCUCCGCGGUCCACGACUUGGUCGGUCGCGCAUCCUUUAUCCCCAAGAUGCAUGCUCUUCUUUGGCUCCGAUCCCCCUCACUUGAAGGAACAUUAGGACGCGCACUGGCUCAAUAUUCCGCCUUGCCUCAAGCAAUAGGGGCUCGAGCUUCGGCCUGGCUCACCCGUGUCAAUGAAGAUCCAACACUAGAGCUAGUUUGGCGAACGCACAUGCUCUACCCCAUGGUCUAUUUUCUAUACAGCCAAAGCGUUUUUGGCAGCGACGUACUAUUGAGGUCGGAGUCUGACGGGUCGCGUCGAGAAACAACAGAGGUCACACCCCUGACACAGAUUGAAUCGGAUGAUGGUGGCUGUCCAUGUUAUUGCUGGACUUGCGAACGCAUUCGGGACGAAAUACCUGACUACGUCUCCCAUUCCAGUAUGAGUCCCGAUGCCCCAUCUCCUUUUAGGUCUCGUCUUGAAUCAUCCCGCGGCUCCUUAUUUCCUCGGUCUUCCAGAAGAGCGCAUUUGGAACCAAGAUCUGAUACGAGCCCCCUCUCAACUUUGAGCAAAGAUCAAAUUGCCAGCAUCAAAGCAGAUAUUGCUUUCCACCGACACGUCGAAGCAUUCCGUCAAUCGAAUCCUCCAGAGGCAGCCCUUCCAACUCGGCCACCAACGUCCCGUGCGGUGGAAAAGCAACGACAGGAACAAGAGGUCAAAGACCGCGUGGGAGUGUACUAUGGCAUCGGUUACACGGUCAAAAUUGUUCGACCUGCUGUAUACGAUGAGACCACCGGCAAGCUAUUGAAGAAAGAGAAAACCAAGGUCACACGGUCAAGGCAUAUGAACUCAGUAGGGGCUUGGGGCGCAGGAUUUAUGGCAAUCUAG